Molecule: messenger RNA, 1494 nt
Organism: Cyphellophora attinorum
Lineage: Eukaryota; Fungi; Ascomycota; Eurotiomycetes; Chaetothyriales; Cyphellophoraceae
Product: Catalase
Exons: 4
Coding region: 1-1494 (497 amino acids)
Biological process (GO): hydrogen peroxide catabolic process; response to hydrogen peroxide
Cellular component (GO): mitochondrion; cytoplasm; peroxisome
Molecular function (GO): heme binding; catalase activity
Source: RefSeq, a predicted model, not a curated record
AUGGCUGCGGUCAUCGGACCGAUCUACACCACUUCCCAUGGGCGGCCCAUUACGACGCCAACGGCCAGCCAAAGUAUCGGCGCUCGUGGACCCAUCUUGCUCCAAGACGUACACCUCAUCGAUCUCCUUGCCCAUUUCGACCGUGAGAGGAUCCCCGAGCGAGUAGUGCAUGCCAAAGGAGCUGGGGCGUUCGGCGAGUUUGUCGUCACUCACGAUGUCACCGAUAUCACUUCGGCCGAUCUUUUUAGCGAGGUUGGCAGAAAAACACCUGUCGCAGCUCGCUUCUCGACCGUAGGCGGCGAGAAAGGCUCUGCGGAUGCUGCAAGAGAUCCACGCGGCUUCGCUAUCAAGUUCUACACCGAGGAGGGCAACUGGGAUAUGGUCGGCAAUAAUACUCCUAUCUUCUUCAUCAGGGAUGGCGUCAAGUUCCCAACCUUCAUCCAUACCCAAAAACGGAACCCUGUCACGAAUCUGAAGGAUGCCACAAUUUUCUGGGACUUUCUUUCCAGCAACCAGGAGUCUAUCCAUCAGGUCAUGUACCUUUUCUCCGAUCGAGGAACGCCCACCGAUUAUCGGCACCAGAACACUUACUCUGGACACACUUUCAAGUUCACUAAAGCGGACGGCUCGUUCAAAUAUGUCAAGCUUCACUUCCUCUCCAGGCAAGGCUGCAAGGAUAUGACCAAUGAAGAAGCCGCCGAAGCCGCGACCAACCCCGACCACGCAACAGAGGAUCUUUACAAUGCUAUCGAGCGUGGCGACUACCCAUCCUGGGAUCUCAAGGUCCAAGUCAUGGACCCGGAGGACGCCGAGAGCUACCGGUGGAAUAUCUUCGAUGUUACCAAGGUCUGGCCGCAUUCCGACUAUCCGCUCCGUCCUGUUGGGACACUGACGCUCAACCGCAAUGCGACGAAUUACUUCGCCGAGAUAGAACAGCUCGCCUUCGCACCUUCGCACCUGAUUCCUGGGAUUGAGCCCACAGCAGAUCCGAUGUUGCAAGCCCGGUUGUUCUCAUAUGCCGACUCCCAGCGCCACCGACUCGGCGUCAACUACCAGCAGAUUCCUGUCAAUCGGCCUCUCCAUCCAGGAGCAUACUGGCAGCGUGACGGCUUUAUGAGCGUACAGGGGAACUACGGUGCUGCGCCCAAUUACCCGUCAACGAUCAAGCCGAAUACCUACAAGCCUGUCGACGCGAAUCAAACGCAUGAGCUCUGGUCAGGCCAGGCUGUCUGGAAUCUGCAGGAGGUCACAGAUGAGGACUUUGUGCAGGCGAGAUGGUUCUGGGAGAUGCUGGGAAAGAAGGGUGAUGGCGAAGGCCAGAAAUUGCAACAGAAUUUGGUUGGAAACAUCGCCAGUCAUCUGUACUCCGCCAAGCAGGAUAUCCGGGAGAGAUGCUACGCUAUGUUCGGCCGCGUUGAACCAGAUCUGGGCCAGAGGCUUCGUUUGGCAACAGAAGAGCGGGUGCAGAGUGCUCCUGCGGUGGACAGCCACUGA